CUCCUCCACGUGGGCUCCCCUCCCCCCUGCGGUGACCCCCGCUCCCACCGACUGGCCCCGAAACGGUGGCGGCGGUUUGUGGUCGUUGGUCCCAGGCAUUUAGCACCAACAUUUGAAGACCCGAGGGGAACUGCAACCAUGAAUGAAGAAAAUACAGAUGGAACAAAUGGAUGCAGUAAAGUCCGAACUGGUACUCAGAAUGAAGCAGCAUUACUUGCUUUGAUGGAAAAGACUGGAUACAACAUGGUUCAAGAAAAUGGGCAAAGGAAGUUUGGUGGUCCGCCUCCAGGUUGGGAAGGUCCACCUCCACCUAGAGGCUGUGAAGUUUUUGUAGGAAAAAUACCUCGUGAUAUGUAUGAAGAUGAAUUAGUUCCUGUAUUUGAAAGAGCUGGGAAGAUAUAUGAAUUUCGACUUACGAUGGAAUUUAGUGGUGAAAAUCGAGGUUAUGCUUUUGUGAUGUGUACUACAAAAGAAGAAGCCCAGUUAGCCAUCAGAAUUCUUAAUAAUUAUGAGAUUCGACCAGGGAAGUUUAUCGGUGUGUGUGUAAGCUUGGAUAACUGCAGAUUAUUUAUUGGAGUUAUUCUGAAGGAAAAGAAGAAGGAAGAAAUCUUGGAUGAAAUGAAGAAAGUUACAGAAGGAGUUGUAGAUGUCAUUGUUUACCCAAGCGCAACUGAUAAGACCAAAAAUCGCAGUUUUGCGUUUGUUGAGCAUGAAUCUCACAGAGCUACUGCUAUGGCUAGGAGAAAACUAAUUCCAGGAACCUUCAAACUGUAGGGCCAUACCAUUCAGGUAGAUUGGACUGACCCAGAGAAAGAGGUUGAUGAGGAAACCACGCAGAGAGUUAAAGUUCUCUAUGUAUGAAAUGUAAUGAUCUCAACUACAGAGGAAACAAUUAAAGCAGAAUUCAAUAAAUUCAAACCUGGUGCAGUUGAAUGAGUAAAGAAAUGUAGAGAUUAUGCUUUUGUUCACUUUUUCAACCGAGAAGAUGCAGUGGCUGCUAUGUCUGUUAUGAAUGGAAAAUGCAUUGAUGGAGCAAGUAUUGAGGUAACACUGGGAAAACCUGUAAAUAAAGAAAACACUUGGAGACAGCAUCUUAAUGGUCAGAUUAGCCCCAAUUCAGAAAACCUGAUUGUGUUUGCUAACAAAGAAGAGAGCCACCCAAAAACUCUAGGCAUGGUACCAACUCUUCCAGCUUGUCUCAAUGGCCAGCAUGGCCCAAGCCUCCCCGAAAUUGAAAGAUGCGCUUAUCCAUUUUUUCCUGGAACAAAGCUUACUCCAAUUAGUAUGUAUUCUUUAAAAUCCAAUCAUUUCAAUUCUGAAGUAAUGCAUUUGGAUUAUUACUGCAACAAAAAUAAUUGGGCACCACCGGAGUAUUAUUUAUAUUCAACAACAAGUCAAGAUGGGAAAGUACUCUUGGCAUAUAAAAUCGUUAUUCCUGCUAUUGCAAAUGGAUCCCAGAGUUACUUCAUGCCAGACAAACUCUGUACUACGUUGGAAGAUGCAAAGGAACUGGCGGCCCAGCUUACGUUACUUCAUUUGGACAGGGAACACAAUCUCUUCAGCCUGGACCUAUGUAGAAGAAUUUGGAGAAAAUAAACAGGUCCUUUCUGAUGUUGCUUGAGCUUAUUCUCCUGCAGUUGAUCUCAUUCCUGUUGGCUUAAUAUUAAGUCCCAUGACAACACUAAGUUAACAUUCAUUUUUAGCCCUCAUUUAUAGCACCAGGAAAAUAUAGAAAAAACUUUACCUGUGCAUUAGAUGACCUAAUUUCUUCUGUUCCUAGAAACACCGUACAUUUUAUAAGUAAUCACUUCAUAGUCAUUUUCACACCCUUGGCUUACACUACACCAAAGAACAUAGUUGAGUUUUUGGAAAGUACAGGAUUUACAAAUUUGGUCUUUAGUACUCACACACAUCUGUAAACAUUAUAACUAAUGAAGCAAUAAAUUAUUGAUACGUAAAAUGAAUGUUUAUUGUGGAACAGUAAUAUUUCAAAUGUUGGUUUUUAAAGAAAUAAUUUGGUUUAAUUUUUGGAUUUUUCUGUACUGUAAGCUGAUAAUGGUUUCUUGAAGUUUAUUUUUAUAAAGAUGAUUCCUUUUACUGUUUUAUGGUACCAGUAGGAUUCUAAUGUUAAAUUGGUUUAUUGGGUUGUAUAAAUGUUUACAUUAGUAUUU
Orcinus orca (killer whale) is the source of this 2171-nucleotide messenger RNA. RefSeq names its product probable RNA-binding protein 46. NCBI's taxonomy places the organism in Eukaryota, Metazoa, Chordata, Mammalia, Artiodactyla, Delphinidae. The record is from RefSeq and is a predicted model, not a curated record. Gene Ontology annotation, cellular component: nucleus. Gene Ontology annotation, molecular function: mRNA binding. The transcript has a single exon.